This is a messenger RNA of Chelonus insularis, 5108 nucleotides long. Its product is annotated as trichohyalin-like. Bases 800 to 4801 code for a protein of 1333 amino acids. Gene Ontology annotation, biological process: positive regulation of nuclear cell cycle DNA replication; regulation of cell cycle phase transition. The transcript is spliced from 6 exons. The record is from RefSeq and is a predicted model, not a curated record. Lineage: Eukaryota; Metazoa; Arthropoda; Insecta; Hymenoptera; Braconidae. Gene Ontology annotation, molecular function: nucleic acid binding; protein serine/threonine kinase activator activity; zinc ion binding. Gene Ontology annotation, cellular component: Dbf4-dependent protein kinase complex.
CUUUAUGGAAUUUCAAGCAUCAUCCUGCGCCACCUUGUGAGAGCUACCCAAACAAAUCCUACAAACGAUUCGGGUUCUGCAAUGAGGCUUUUUGAAAAAUCUCACUAGUAAAAAAAAGGGUUUAAUAACUAUAAAUAAAUCAAUAAAAUAUUUUGUGAUAAAAAGAUAGGUUAAUUAGUUUAAACAAUUGUUUAAAAAAAGUAAAGCGCCGCCUCCAGGACUGAGUAGCAAGCUGUUAACGGCGAAUGGCCAUUUUGUGCGUGACAGUUCAAUAGGAGAGAGUACUUUAGCAUUUUUGUUCUAAUUUAUGAUACUAUUUUGUUAAUGUUACGUUUACAAACAUUAUCAAAUGACUUGAUGUAAUUAUAACGUGAUCAAUCGAUAGUUUUUUUUACAUUGAAAACUAAUGAUAUUACUAAACUCGUUGAACUCUUGAUAAAAUAAUGUGUAACCGAGUGUUUUAUGUGAAUGUUGGUGUAUUGAGUAUGCUUGACAUUAGCCAACCAUCACCAAGCCAGUAAUUCCAUCAUCGUUUAUCAAAGUUGAACUAUUUUUAGACCAAAAGGUGACGCUUGUUAUAAGCGAUAGAACGGAAAAAUUUGACCACCGAAACUCUGAAAAGUCAAAAUGGGGUUAUACCAGCGGAGGGAGCGCGGGACCUCCCUCGCUGAGGAGUGCAGAGGUCCCUACACCAACGUGGACGCCUCCAACAUCGUCUUUCAACGGUGAAUGUCCUCUCUCGAAUUCCACUAAUACACGGGGUCACACUGCCCAGAGAACUAAAUCGCGAGUGGAUGCAAUGUUGGAACGUGCUCUGACACAACCACAACAGUGCUCAGUAGAUCCGCUCGACAACGCCUUCAACUGGGGCAUACCUAUCUGGACUACCGACAAAUUGAAAGCUUGGUUAGAUAAAAUAUAUGCCUCCAUAAAAGACAACAAUACUCUGAAAAGUGUUAAUCGUAUUACUGCACAAAAAGAUCUCAAAGUAAAAGAGUUUAAAAAAUCAUUCAUAAAGUUUGAAUCAUAUAAAAGAGAUACAAGACCUGUUUUCUUGGAGUUAUCAGUGUGGCCAACGAUCAACUUUGACAGUGAAGUGGGAUCUUGUCCUUUUGAAACAAAGCCGCGAGAACAGAAAGUUGAAGAAAGGAGUGAUAAAUUAAAAAACAAAAAUAAGUCAAAAGAAAUGACUCGAAAACCACGAGCUAAUGCGACACGUGCUAGACGAUCGGAGCAGCUGGUCGCCGGGUAUUGUGAAAUAUGUCGUAGCGAUUACAAAGAUUUAACAAAACAUGUACAAAGUGACAAACAUUUAGCAUUUGUCCGUAACGAUGAUAAUUUUCUAUCGCUUGAUACUUUAAUAAAUGCAGGCGCUAAUGUUGAAGCUUUUUUAAAACUUAAUCAACCAGAUGACGUUGAGAAAGAUUUAUUUUCCAAUGGGAAAGAUAAUCUCGACGACGUCAUAAGUAACGAAAAGAUAAACAAGUCUACCAAAUCAGAAAUAUCUGAUUAUGAUUUAAAAAUGGUGCAGUGUAAUGGAGAUCGCAGGAAAUUAAGUCUCAAGUAUAAUUCUUCUCAUAACUUACGUACUCGCAUUAAGCAUGAAAGUGGUCAUCUUUUACGUUCGAAAGGUAGUCCAUGGCAUGAAAGUGAAAAAAGUGAUAAAUUUUUUGAUAGACUUGAAGGCUAUACAAUAAAAAAACGUGCAAAAGGGACUAUUUGGAUCGAAGAGGAUGACCCAUCAGAUAAAUGUUCUGAUGAUGAAAAGAGUGAUAAAGAGUCGAAAGCUCCAAUAGUUGAAAAAAAUCCUCUUAGUGAAUUAAAUGAUGGACGAUUAAAAAAUAAAGAAUGUUAUGAACAAACGCCGAAAAAAAAUCAGCAAUUAAGCAGAAUAGAAGAUCGAAAAGAAAAAAAGAAAGGCUCUGUUUUAUGUGAACAAAAAAGUAUUAGUGAAAAUGUUAAAGAUAAAGACAAUCCUUCUGGUGAAUUAAUUCCUCAAAAACGAAGUGAAUAUAAUUCUAGGUUAUCAUUAAAUGAAGAUAAAAAAUCACCGAGUAAAGAAAUCUUAGUCAAUGGAGCAUUAAAAUCUCUAGUUUCUCCUGCUCAAAAACUAAAUAAAGUUGAAACUGUAGAAACUCAUGAGGACACAAGAAAAAAUGUUGAUGAUUUAGAUAAAAGUGAAACAGAAGAAAAUGAUGGUGAAAAGAGUACAAAAGUAAAUCAACCUAAAGAAUGUGAAGCUAAAGAGAUUAAAGAAAAGCCAAGGUAUAAUAGAGGAAAUAAACGAAAUGUAAGAUCUAGGGCACGACAAAGGCUUUCUGUUGAAGAACGUUUAAUUGAGGAUAAUCGUGCUUAUUACAAGGUUGAAGUUUUAGGUAAUAAGUUAAGAUCUAGUGUAGCUCAUGUGAGCAAUAAUCAAAGUCUGCCGGUAAAAGAAGUAGAAAAAGAGAAAGAAGUUAAGAAAGAUGAUGGUCCAUCAAGUGAAAAGCCUGUAGUUGUAAGAUUUAAAAGAGUACGAAAGUCGGAAUUGUCGUUGCUCAGUGAUGAAGCUGAGUCUUUCAUGUUCGGAGAAUCUAGAAGAGAUGAUUGGAGUAAUUCUAGUGAUUGGAAUAAUGAAAAAAGCAAUAGUAGUAGUAGCAGUAUUUUACCUAACGAUACUGAAAGUGAAGAAGACAAUACGAAAGCAUCAUCGUCAAUUAUAUCAUCACCGUCGCGGACUGCAACAACAAACUUGCUCAUUAAACAAGAACUUCUUGAUGAAGAUUCGCAAGAUUCCUCUCACACAGGAAGAGCAAGAAAACGAAGACGCACGCAGACUGAGGUGUUGAUUAAAGAAAAUACUGAUUAUUAUAAAUUUGAAACGCCUGGAAGUAGAUUAAGGUUUCAGGGUCUCACUACUCCACAAUGUAAAGAGUCAGAAGUGCAUGAAUUAAAAAGUUUGGAAAAAUCACCGAACAAAGAUCAACCUGAAGGUGAAAAUAAAAUUGACUCAGUCACAAAUACUGAAGAAAAACUUUAUCCGUCCAAACCAUCAGCUGAAGUUGAAAAAAUGAAGUUUUCAUUUGAAUCAGUUCCGAAAUCUGAACCAUGGUAUCAAACGUAUCAAAGACAAGAUGAGGGUGCAGAAUUCUGGCAUUCAUUUAGUGAUUCAGAUGCUAAAAAACCUUUUUUAUUGCCAUAUGAGAUUGAAAACUUCCAUGAAAAUCUUCUUAAAAUUUGCCAAAAAAAUGAAAUGAAAAAGAAAGCUAGAUCUAGAGGUCCAAAUGGAUUGGGACGAUCGCCAAGAAAAAGCCCAAGAUGUCAUGCAUCUACUCUUGCAAUAAUGUCGACUAUUAUUCGUAAAAGAGAGCAACAGCAACAAACAGUGAUUCCUAAUGUUGCAGAUGAAGAAACAAGAUCUGGCGCCAACACUCCGAAACCAGAUGCCAAAUCCAGUACUGAUCUAGAAAUUCGCGAAAUAGCUAGAAGCAUUGAUGAAAUGUUGAAUGUUGAAAAUAAUCUAGACGACUCGUUUGAAUCAGAUGUAUUGGAUGGAAACUUGCAAGUAUUAACUGAAUCUGAACCAUCUGGACCACCACCGAAUCUCAUUGAAUUACUUGAUUCUUCAUAUCAACAAUAUUUUAAUGGGAUAGAAAAUUCUUCAUGUGCUAGUUCUGAAUGUGGUGAAGCUGUAACAGAAUCUCCUUUGAAACGUCGGAAAAGAAGAAAGAAUAGAACAGGAUGGCCUGGAAUAAGAGCAAGAAAGAAAAUGCAAAAAUUACCAACAAUCCCUGAUGUAGAUUCAGAAAGAGAAAAUGUUCCAGCGAAAACGCCAAAUCCGGAAGAAGAGGAAGAUGAAGACGAAGAUGAUGAAGAAGAAGAAGAGGAAGAAGAAGAAGAAAAUGUGAGAAAUCAACAGAGUAUUCUUGAAAGACUGCAAGCACCGAGUAUAGUAGAAGCUCCGGAUACUUCUCAAGACUCGAGAAUAAAAUGUAAAACAAACGAUUUUCCUGAAAAUCAAGUAACGAAUGAAGUAGAUGCUCACUCCUAUGAAAGCGAUGAUCCAUUAUCAAAAAAAUCGCAUCAAACAAAUGAUGAAAAUCAUGAAAAUGUAUUUAGGCAAGAUAUGCGUAUAACGAAUAAUACGAGGCAACAGAUAAGCUCGAAGCUAAUGACGCGAAAACGUCAACGAGAAUCUGAUGCAAGACCGUCUUCCUCAGUUUCUAUUGAUUCUCAUCCAGAGAUUAAGAAUCAUGAUCAUUUAUAUAGACAAAAACCAACGUCGGGAAUAAUAUCGAGAAAAAAUUAUUCAACUGGAACACUAUCUAAACGACGACCACGUGAUGGAAAAGAAACAAGUACCAUCGAAAUUAGUGAAGCAGAGUCUACAACUCCAUUAGCUGACGGUCAGCAACAUCGAGAGUCACCUUGUAAAAAGAAAGACUGUGUUAGCCCGAAAAAACAAUCAAAAACAAGGAAAAGACCUCGAAAAAGUACAUCAGAAACAAGCUUUGACAAUGAAAAUUGUAAAAAAGAUGAACUUGAAGUUGAUGUUGAGUGUAAAUUAUCAGAACGAGUGAGUUCAGAUCCAGUUUCUGGUCCUGAGUUACAGCAAAGACGUUCAAGCAUAGAAUUCCAACCUGUAGUUAGAGUGAUGAAAAUUGAGGAUCAAGUAGAUAUGGAUCACAAUAUUUUAUCAGUGACCGUGGCAAGUAAUCGUCGAUUAAGAAGUUCCAGUUCUCCGAAAUUGACGAAGUCGCCACCUGCUAAACGCUAUAAGCGAUCUAAAGGUCCUUUUGGUCGAUGGAUUAAAAACAGUUGAGAUAUUUAUUCUCUUGAUUGUAAAUUAAAUAAAUUUUUUUAAUUCGACACUGAACAUUAUAAAGUUUAGGCUUGAAUUUUAAAAAUUUAUUAUUCAUAUAUUGUACAAAUUCAUAUUUGUCAAAUGUACUAUUUAUCGUCAUUUUACAUAUUACUUAUAGACUUCGGAUUGUAUUAUUGUAAACAUUCUUCUAUAUAAGUCGUCGAUUUUACGACGAUAUAAUAAUUGAACUACAUUUUUUAACAUAUUUUUUUUAUAUAAAAUAUUUGUUUUCCUUUGAUGUUAUAAAUUUUGCUGUAAUCAUUGA